AAUAUGAUCGUCUUGGGAGUUGUAGACGAGUGGCACUUUGGAGAGUAGCUUUUAUAGAGCGUUGUUCGGCUUUGUAAGUGCCUUCCCUGAACUCAUGUCGUUGUCUAGUUCUGAGACCACGGGAUUUGAAUUGCUCUGCCAACGUAUUGUAUUGUGUGUGUGUGUGUGUGUGUGCUUGUGCUCACAGGUACUUACCGGCUCAACCUCAAGCUUGGUGUGUAUCAGCCCGUCAAUAUUUUUUACCAAAUCCCACCUGUUCCAAGCUUGCCUUGUUGGAUUUCCUGAGAUGCAUGAAAAUGCUAACUUGCAUUGGCUAUCACUGCUCUUCAAGAUAUCGUCCGUCGGCCACUUGAUCACGACAUUCGUCUUGAAUACUUGAACUAUUGCCGACUACCUUGAAUCAGUAACUCAACUCGCUUUCUUCACGGUCUUGGUGCGAUGCAUUCCGAGUUUUUCCCACUCCUGCUUUGC
This is a messenger RNA of Xylaria bambusicola, 471 nucleotides long. RefSeq lists its product as uncharacterized. The transcript has a single exon. Bases 95 to 379 code for a protein of 94 amino acids. The record is from RefSeq and is a predicted model, not a curated record. NCBI's taxonomy places the organism in Eukaryota, Fungi, Ascomycota, Sordariomycetes, Xylariales, Xylariaceae.